AUGACUAUAGCGCUGUGGUUCUGUCCACAAUACGGAUCUGGGGCCUACGAGACGUUAGAGCUACUUAUUGUGUCUUUACAAAGUGUUUUCCCAAGUUCACCGACGUUUGAACCGCAUAUUACUGUGACGAAUAAUCUGGUAUGUAAGGAUGAGGAUGAUGUCAAUCGGAUUUUAACGUCGUGUGUAGCAGCUAUGCAGUCUAUAAGAGCAUCAUUGGUAAAAAAUGGGGACUCUUUGGUGUCGUUUCGAAGCUGUAGUGUCGGUAAGAAGUUCUUCAAUAAGGUUGUGCUAGAUUGUAGCGAUAACAGGUACCUUGUGAGUAUUGCACAGAUUAUGAGGGAAUUGUACGUUGAAGUGGACGAGUCUUCGAGGUCACAAAGGGCUGCUACGUGGGUACGGGAUGAGUUUCGUCCACAUUUGUCGUUGUUGUACUCGGAUACCUAUCCUAUAAGUCAAGCGUUUCUGAGAGUGAUUCAACAAAGGAUCGAGGAUGCAUUGGAUGUACAGAUGGAUGGUGUAGAGCGCGGUAGUGAUUAUCAACUUCGGUGGAAUUUUUAUGGAGUGCCGGCGUGUAGUUGGGGCUGCCGGGUACUUUCAAAGUAG
Messenger RNA from Torulaspora delbrueckii, 603 nucleotides. RefSeq names its product 2',3'-cyclic-nucleotide 3'-phosphodiesterase (gene CPD1). The transcript has a single exon. The record is from RefSeq and is a predicted model, not a curated record. Gene Ontology annotation, molecular function: 2',3'-cyclic-nucleotide 3'-phosphodiesterase activity. Bases 1 to 603 code for a protein of 200 amino acids. Gene Ontology annotation, biological process: cyclic nucleotide metabolic process. Lineage: Eukaryota; Fungi; Ascomycota; Saccharomycetes; Saccharomycetales; Saccharomycetaceae.